ACACUCACAUGGGACAAAAUCAAGUAAAGAGGAUUAUUUUCAUGCCUGAUAACUCUACCUCGAGUGUUGUUUUUGUCACAGCCGUUUCGGUUGCACUAGCGGCUUUGAUUGUUAGGCUUGGU
Scutellospora calospora is the source of this 122-nucleotide messenger RNA. The record is from the annotation of a GenBank genome assembly. NCBI's taxonomy places the organism in Eukaryota, Fungi, Glomeromycota, Glomeromycetes, Diversisporales, Gigasporaceae.